Molecule: messenger RNA, 945 nt
Organism: Lolium rigidum
Lineage: Eukaryota; Viridiplantae; Streptophyta; Magnoliopsida; Poales; Poaceae
Exons: 2
Coding region: 1-945 (314 amino acids)
Source: RefSeq, a predicted model, not a curated record
AUGGGGCGGCAGCUCGCAUGUCUUCUCGCGGCUGCUUUUGUGGCCACCGCGGCGGCAGUGGUGCCGCUGUCCAAGUACGGCGGGAUAACCCCGCGGGCACGGUUGAUAAUGGGGAAGCGGGAUGAGGAGUACUGCGGCAAAAAGAAGUGCGUGAACGUCAAGUGUGACAGCCGCUGCCCCGACCAGUGCUUCGUCCUCUGCCCCAGCUGCAAGACACUAUGCAUCUGCGACUUCUACCCCGGCAUCUCCUGCGGUGACCCGCGCUUCACGGGCGGCGACGGAAAUAACUUCUACUUCCACGGCAGGAAGGAUAAGGAUUUUUGCGUCCUCUCCGACGCCGAUCUCCACAUCAACGCCCAUUUCAUCGGCAGUCACAACGUCGACAUCGGACGUCACUUCACCUGGAUCCAGGCUCUCGGCAUCCGCUUUGCUGACCAUCGUCUGCUGGUUGGCGCCAAGAAGACGGUGAAAUGGAACAACGACAUCGACCGUCUAGAGAUGGUCCUAGAUGAUGAGACCAUCGACAUUCCCACCAAGCUCGGCGCGCGGUGGGAGUCCAGGGCGGUUGCGGGUCUGAGCGUCACGAGGACCUCCAUGGCCAACGGCGUUCGGGUGCAGCUCGCGGGUGUGUUUGACAUCAUGGCUAGCGCGGUGCCCGUCACGGAGAAGGACUCCCGCAUCCACAACUAUGGCGUGGCGGAGGACGACUGCCUGGCUCACUUGGACAUCGGGUUCAAGUUCCAUGACCUUACCGACAAUGUGCACGGCGUGCUUGGUCAGACAUACCGCUCCGACUAUGUCAACAAGCUCAGCUUGCGUACUAGCAUGCCGGUAAUGGGUGGUGCAACCAGCUACAUAUCCUCCGACAUCUUUGCCACCGAUUGUCCAGUUGCUAGGUUUGGUCGCCAUGAUGCCAUUUCUAUGGUAACAACCAGGGAUGGUUAA